AUGGAGACAAUCCUCAUCCAGCAAGUCAACUUAAUGCCCAGCGCAAUUGCGGUAGUGGAUGAGACCCAUACCAUUAGUUACCGGGAACUCAUAAUGAGAGCGGAUAUCCUGGUUGAUCUUCUGCAGAAGCAUUCUCUAGAACCAGAAGAGCCUGUCUGUACAUUCGUCCCGACAGGUUUUUCGCAGGUCCUGGCACAAAUCGCUGUCUUACGUGCUGGAGGGACCUGUGUUCCAAUUGAUCCGGCCACACCUACGGAUCGAUUAAAGGGGAUGCUAGAAGAUUUGGCUACGACGCUCAUAAUUACCAGCGGUGAUUUUGAACCGUUGGCCCUGAAUAUGAACGUCGUUCCUAUUGAAGCAGCUCUGGAUGCACGUGUCGAUAUUGACAAAGAUCAGGAGAUUUCUAUACGCGCCAAUCGCCCAGAGACUCACCGAAGCCAUAUCAUCUUCACAUCAGGUUCUACCGGUCGACCUAAACCAAUUCAAGUCUUGAGCAGUAGUAUUCUCCACGUGCUGAGAAACCUACCUACGGGGCCACUUAGUUCAUCUGAUAGAAUGACUACUAUGCUUAACCCCGGAUUUGAUCUCUCUCUGCUCGAGAUGUGGAAACCGUUAUUGGAAGGAGCAACAGUCGUUCACGUUCCGAACAUCAUACGGAACGAUCCUUUCGCGUUACAAAGCUUUGCAAAGCAGCAAAAGAUCACUUUUACAAUCGUACCCACUGCCCUUUUCGAGGUGAUCGCGCUCACUGCACCGGCGGCGUUUCAUGGAAUGCGGCAUGUCAUCGUCGGUGGAGAGGCUGUCAGUAGCAGUGCGAUGCAUAGUGUACUGAGGGAAAUGCCACCAGAGAAUCUGUGGAAUGGAUAUGGGCCCGCCGAAGCAACUAUCUUUGUCACGAUGGCCCGGGUGGAUCACCAAGAGGUCCAACGCUCGCGCAUCAGUAUCGGGCAGACUUUCGGGGACACAAGAAUCUUUCUUUUUGGUGAUGAUCUGCAAACCAUCCACGAGCCCAGGGUAACCGGGCAACUUUGGAUUGCUGGGCCUCAAAUAUCGCCUGGAUACCUGAACCGACCAGAAGAAAAUAAGAAAAGUUUCGUUUCGGUGGACCUAGCUGGUACAUGCAUACGGAUGUACCGUACUGGAGACCUGGCACAAUGGCGGGACAAGGKAGGGGGKUGUUUGGACUACAUCGGCCGAGAAGAUGAUCAAAUCAAGAUUUCGGGCUACCGUGUUGAGCUUGGGGAGGUGUCGCGUGUGAUCGAGGAACACCCGCAUGUCUACUCGUGUGUGGUAGAUUACCACCAGGAGAAUGAAGUCGAAACCCUGGAAGCAUACGUCAUACUCGCCGACGGGGAGCUGAAUAUCAACACAGAGGAGCUGAUUGACUGGACAAAGAACAAGCUCCCUCCUUACAUGGUUCCAAGCAAGAUCUAUAAGAAGCGAACGAUCCCGUUAACUGUGAACGGGAAAGUUGAUCGUGAAGCUUUGGCAUCGGCCAAAAGUGACCAUGAGACAACCAAUACACCUCAUAUGGAGACGCCAGAUGAGAACGAUGGGCAUACCGGGGACUUGUCUACACGGCUGAUUUCGGCCCUCCAACCAAUGCUCCCUUCAUGGCGUGGAAACCCGUCAGACAACUUUUUCUCCCUCGGGCUAGGCUCCCUUCAGGCAGCCCGAUUCAUCGGUCAAAUUAGACGUGGCCAAGGCAAAGCGAUCACACUCGAACAGCUUUACAGUCACCCAACAAUAAAAAGCCUCGCAGAAUUCUUAGCUGAUCCCCCUGUUGAAGUCAAUCCAGACUCUUCGGAUUGGCGAGGCGCUGAUGAAGGCCGGGUAUUUCUCACUGGAGCCACUGGAUUUCUGGGCGCGCAUAUAUUGCAACAACUUCUUCACCUACCCGGGGUGAAACAGAUCGCUUGUCUAACACGUAGUCAAUCUGGGAUCAGUGCUAGUGCUCGAAUCCAGCAAACACUUGAGAAAUACAACAUAUGGGACAGUCGCCUGGAGAAGACAGAGAAGAUUAUGGUCCUCGAGGGCGACCUGACGGAUCCCAAUUUGGGCCUUGGGGAGAGACAGUUCACUUGGCUCACAAACUGGGCCAGCAUUGUAUUCCACGUGGGUGCGCGCGUUAAUUGGUGUGAACCCUACGAGGCACAUUAUGAACCUAAUGUUAUUGGAACAAGCCACAUUAUCCGCGCUACAACCCUGGGCCGCCGAAAGACAUUGCACUACAUCUCAUCGAUCGACGUGUGGAGCGUCAGUGGAUUUAUCAACAAUGUGGAUCGUGUGGAUGAAGAUGAGCCUCUCAUGCCGCAUAUGAAUGCCGUCCCUUAUGAUACGGGAUACUCCGCCAGCCAGUUCGUGGCCGAGGAACUGGUCCAGAGGACACGAGCCCGUGGAUUACCCACAGCAAUCUAUAGGCCGGGAUUUAUCAUCGGUCACAGUGAAAUCGCGAUUGCCAACGCAAACGACUAUUUUUCCCGCUUGAUAAUGGGUUGUAUUCAAAUAGGGUACUUUCCAGAUCUUGCUACUCAGUACCUGGAGUAUGUGACCGUUGACUAUGUCGCCUCGGCCAUUUUGCGCAUCGCAUCUGACAUGGGUAACCUCGGCCGAGCUUAUCACAUUGUGCCCCCUGACCGGGCCGAGUCAGUCACUUACAACGAUAUUUAUCAGAUGCUUCAAGAUCUAGGCUAUCACGUUGAGAAAAUCGACUAUCAGGACUGGGUGGACAAGGUCCGAGAGUCACCAGGGACUCCGCUCGAAGCGAUGAUGCCAUUAAUUGAGGAACCAGUCUAUGAGGGCAUGACUCGGUUGGAAACUAGCAGGAACACGCCUAUAUACGACCCGCGAAACACAAGUAUUGCCCUGAGAGACAGCCCGGAUGUCAAAUAUGUUGCUCUCAAUUCAAAGUUGUUGCAGCAAUUCAUUCAGAACUGGUUGGAUCAAGGAGAUUUCACUCUCGACUAUGAUCGCACCACGAGAGGCUGA
Molecule: messenger RNA, 2988 nt
Organism: Talaromyces amestolkiae
Lineage: Eukaryota; Fungi; Ascomycota; Eurotiomycetes; Eurotiales; Trichocomaceae
Exons: 2
Coding region: 1-2988 (995 amino acids)
Source: RefSeq, a predicted model, not a curated record